Musa acuminata subsp. malaccensis (wild Malaysian banana) is the source of this 2063-nucleotide messenger RNA. RefSeq names its product probable protein phosphatase 2C 12. The record is from RefSeq and is a predicted model, not a curated record. Gene Ontology annotation, biological process: peptidyl-threonine dephosphorylation. Gene Ontology annotation, molecular function: protein serine/threonine phosphatase activity. Lineage: Eukaryota; Viridiplantae; Streptophyta; Magnoliopsida; Zingiberales; Musaceae.
AUGAAAACCCAGGGAAAGACGCCAUCACAUCACGCCCGUUCCAAAGGCCGACCACCUCUUCCGGCCCACUUUCCCUCUUCCCUCCAUCAUUCGUUCUCUUUCUCUCUCUCUGGAAGGAAGGCGAGGCGAGAGAAGUUUCGCUUUUAAGUUUGGUUUCCUCUUGAUUGAAUCGAGCACUGGAAAGGAGAACGUGAAUUGUGCCUUUAGAGAGAUUGGAGGAGGAUGGAGGAACUCUAGCCGGCGGUGGUGUUGGUCGUUGUGGUUCUUCGAGGAUGGCGGCGAAGGCGGGGAGGUCGGUGCCGCUGGGGGUGCUUUUGAUGAAGGAGCAAACGAGCGAGAAGAUCGAGGAUCCGGACAUUCUGUAUGGGCAAGCCAAUCAGAGCAAGAAGGGGGAGGAUUUCACACUCCUUAAGGCCGAGUGCCAGCGGGUUCCCGGGGACGGCGUCACCACUUUCUCCGUCUUCGCCUUAUUUGAUGGACAUAAUGGUUCUGCUGCUGCCAUAUACUCUAAAGAGAAUCUCUUGAACAAUAUCUUAAAUGCCAUUCCUUCAAAUCUGAAUCGAGAUGAGUGGCUAGCAGCAUUACCAAGAGCUUUGGUUGCAGGAUUCAUAAAAACAGAUAAAGACUUUCAAACUAAAGCUCGUUCUUCAGGAACUACUGUCACAUUUGUCAUAAUAGACGGGUGGGUAGUAACUGUAGCAUCAGUUGGUGAUUCACGAUGCAUACUUGAAUCUGCUGAAGGUUCUAUAUAUUGUUUGUCAGCAGAUCAUCGGCUGGAUGUUAAUGAAGAAGAGGUUGAGCGUAUAACAGCAAGUGGAGGUGAGGUUGGGAGAUUAAAUGUUGUUGGAGGUGCCGAGAUAGGCCCUCUUAGAGUCUGGCCAGGUGGCUUAUGCUUAUCAAGGUCAAUUGGGGAUAUGGAUGUUGGUGAAUUUAUUGUUCCAGUUCCUUAUGUCAAGCAAAUAAAGGUAUCGAGUACUGGAGGUCGGCUUAUCAUCUCAAGUGAUGGUGUCUGGGAUGCUUUGACUUUUGAAAUGGUUUGCAAUGGCUGUCGUGGCCUAUCAGCAGAUGCUGCUGCAAGCCAAAUUGUUAAGGAUGCUGUGCACGGCAAAGGACUACGAGAUGAUACUACCUGCAUUGUUGUCGAUAUGUUACCACCUGAAAAGUUAACCCCUACUGUACCACCACCAAAGAAGCAAGGAAUGGGGGUGUUCAAAAAUAUGUUCCGUAGAAAGUCUUCUGAGUCAUCUUUGCAUUCAGAUAGGGACUGCUUACCAGAGUCAGAUCUAGUGGAAGAAAUCUUUGAGGAAGGAUCUGCAUCACUGGCGCAAAGGCUAGAGGCUGACUAUCCCAUCCGCAACAUGUUCAAACUUUUUGUCUGUGCAGUUUGCCAAGUGGAGAUGAAACCUGGUGAAGGAAUUUCUGUCCAUGCUGAUGAUUCAUCAGAACCUGGUAAGUUGCGACCAUGGGAUGGUCCUUUCCUUUGCCAGAGUUGCCAAGAAAAAAAGGAAGCAAUGGAAGGGAAAAAAACUUCAACAGAUUCCAUAUCCAGAAAGAGCUCCGGAAGUGAGUAGUCAUUGUCCUUGUUAGUGUUAAUAUGUAACAUAGCUCAAGCUUUUGUGCAUGUUCUGGCAAUGGGAAGAUGCUGGGAUGCCUGUCUUUGGGAAAAGGUUUAAUGUGAAAGGAUCACAGCACCUUCGUGAGGGAUUUCGUAUGAAUGGAUGUUCACAUUCUCUCCCAAGGAGGUUGAAACUGGGCUUUAAAUUGUAGAGCUGCCUGUCUUCCAGUGAGCACUGUAUUGAUGGCCAUUUGAAGAUCAUGGGAAGCAAUACCGGGUUCAUCAUUGCUGUUACUCUGGUCAUAGAUGUUCCGAUUGAAUUCAAUUAUUUUCCUACCAUGUAUUUGAGUCAUCAUAAGAAGGUAAGAGUACCGUAUAUAUAGCAUCCGAUAUGUCAUCAUAGUGCCUUGGGGAAUUUUUCCGAAUUUCCAACCAUACACUAGGCAAGGGUCAAAGCCUCUUGCCAAUUAGUUCAUCUGAUAUAUGGAUUUCUUGAUUUUUCCCUUCA